AUGUCUGCAGAAAGAUUUGCUAACCCAACUGAGGAAGACUGGAUGUCAGAUUCAGCUACCAACAUGAACGACGAAACAAGUGAAAAUGAGUUAGAAAAUUGGAGUGGCGCUUCUCCAUUAUCUUUGCCCGACAACUUUUGCACCUUGUAUCAACUCAACGAAAAGAUCAGAAAGAAGAUAUAUGGAAUCUAUUUUGAUAACGACUACAAAUCCCAAAAACCGCAUCCAAAGCUGUAUCACGACUAUGGUCCGGUUGGCCCACAAGUCAAUCUUAUUGCGUCAAGUCUUGUGGCAGCAUUGAGACCUUGCAGAUACCUAUAUGAUGAACUACUGGCAUUCGCAUACGAUAAUCAGCGGGCGAGGCUUCUAUUUGAGGACUCCGAGUCUGAGCAAUUCUUCUCUCUUUGCCCUGCUACACUGAGCAUGGUGAAGAACUUGAGUAUUUGUUUGUGGUAAGUUCGCCUAUAUUUUACUACGCAAGAUCCGCUCACUUACACACAAUCAUCAGCCCAGAACAGCAUCCCGGUUGGUUCCGUAACGCCGAUCCGUCGGAAAUGUGUAUGAAGAUGCUCAGUCAACUCUCCUACGCAAAGAAUAUACGCGCCUUAUCCUUGACAAUCCCGCUGUCGGAGAAGGAUGAUGUUUUCUGCCACUCUAUUAUUUCCAAUAUCCUGAAGUCUAGAGACUCUAGAAAGGAAAACGCGCUCCGUGAGAUGUGUAUUCACUUGGAAGACCGAAAUGAACCGGUCUUACCCGGUGUUUCCGACAGCGGUGGCACUAACGAUCGUCUGUUGGAGUUUGCGAAUUGGGUCUGGCUAGGGUUGGGAAGAGUCGUGAAAGAUAGAAAGAAAGGAUGGGUCGUGGAGAACAAAAUUGAAAGUUACCCUGGUCUUCUAUCUAUCCACUGGGGACUCCAUUCUCACCAUGGCCCAGUAUAUCCUCGCACGAGUAUCUUUUGGUAG
Molecule: messenger RNA, 962 nt
Organism: Hymenoscyphus albidus
Lineage: Eukaryota; Fungi; Ascomycota; Leotiomycetes; Helotiales; Helotiaceae
Source: the annotation of a GenBank genome assembly